CUUAGCCAUGGCCGCCGCGACCCACACACUCCCAGUCACCCUCCCUACCCUCGACCGUCUCGGUGUCAAGGCCGUCCCGACGGACGUCGACGCCGAGAAGGUCGCUGGGCUCUGGCUCGAGCAGCUCGCUCAGCACAUCACCAACGACAACAUCGAUGGCGCCCUCUCGCUCUUCGCGCCCGACGCCUGGUGGCGCGACAUGCUCGCGCUCACCUGGGAGUUCCGCACCUUCCACGGCGCGGCGAAGAUCCGCAAGCUGCUGCAGGACCGCCUCGCGCCCUCGCAGCUCUCGAACUUCAAGCUCGCGUCCGCGCAGCUCGAGGCGCCGUACCCGGACCUCGCGUGGAUCCUCGGCGAGUUCACGUUCGAGUCCGCGGUCGGCGCGUGCAGCGGCAUCUUCCGCCUCGUGCCGACCGCGGACGGCCGCUGGCUCGGGUUCACGUUCUACACGAACCUCGAGGACCUGAAAGGGUUCGAGGAGCGGGUCGGCCCGCGCCGCAACUUCCUGCCGAACCACGGGAAGUGGCUGGACGAGCGUACCCACGAGCGCGCGUUCGAGGACAGUGACCCGACUGUGCUCAUCGUGGGCGGCGGGCAGAGCGGCCUGGACGUCGCGGUGCGGAUGAAGCUCAUGGGCAUCCCGGCGCUGGUCAUCGAGAAGAACGAGCGGAUCGGCGACCAAUGGCGGUACCGCUACCAGGCGCUCUGCUUGCACGAUCCUGUCUGGUAUGACCACAUGCCUUACAUGCCAUUCCCGCCGUCAUGGCCCGUCUACACCCCCGCGCACAAGCUUGCAGGGUGGCUCGAGUACUACGCAGAGGCGAUGGAACUGAACGUCUGGACGUCGACGACGGUGACCAAGGCCGAGCAGGACGCGAACGACGAAUGGAACGUGACUGUCGAGAAGAAGGACGGCUCGACGCGCGUCUUCCACGUCAAGCACCUGGUGUUCUCGAUCGGCUUGGGCGGGAACAACCCAAACUUUCCCAAGUUCCCGGGCCAGGAGGAGUAUCAGGGCGAGAUCUUGCACUCCAUCCACCACAACUCCGCGAAGGACCACGUCGGUAAGAAGGUGCUCAUCGUCGGCGCGUGUACCUCAGCACAUGAUAUCGCUGCAGACUACGUCGAGCACGGCGUCGACGUGACAAUGUACCAACGCGAGAGCACGUACAUUAUGACGACCAAGGAGGGUAUGCCGCGAACACUUAAAACCUGGUGGGGAGGCUCGAACCCAGACCUUGGCGAUCGUAUUGACGCGUCGAUGCCCAUCUACAUCAACGAGGAGAUCUCCAAGAGGACGACGCAAGAGAUCGCAGAUGCGGACAAGGAGCUCCUCGAGGGUCUCAAGAAGGCUGGCUUCAAGUUGAACUUCGGACACGAUGGCGCCGGCUUCCUCUCGCACACACGUCGCCGCGGCGGUGGUUACUACCUUGACGUCGGCGCAUCGCAGAUGGUCAUCGACGGCAAGAUAAAGCUCAAAAAUGACAGCAAGAUCAAGCAGUUUACGAAGACUGGGUUCGAAUUUGAGGACGGCAGCAAGCUAGACGCCGAUGUCAUCGUCUUCGCUACUGGCUUCGCGGGCCCCCAACCUAUCAUCAGUAGCAUAUGCGGGGACGACGUCGUGAAGCGCCUCAAGCCCAUCUGGGGCCUCACGCCCGAGGGCGAGUUCCAGACGGUCUGGCGCGACACGGGCGUGCCGAACUUCUGGAUCAUGAUGGGCAACCUUGCCUGGUGCCGCUUCCACUCAAAGCAUCUUGCCCUCCAGAUCAAAGCGAUAGAGGAGGGCCUGCUCCGGAACGAGGAGCGCUAUGUGUAAGGCUUGGCUUAGAGGCCCGCGGUCUAGAACGCGCAUCUGUAUUAUCAACGGACUUAAAAGAGAAGGAACCUGUACUACAUAUCUCCAAGCGUCAAUCUCACCCUGAAUUACAAC
Molecule: messenger RNA, 1930 nt
Organism: Trametes versicolor FP-101664 SS1
Lineage: Eukaryota; Fungi; Basidiomycota; Agaricomycetes; Polyporales; Polyporaceae
Product: FAD/NAD-P-binding domain-containing protein
Exons: 9
Coding region: 8-1816 (602 amino acids)
Molecular function (GO): flavin adenine dinucleotide binding; monooxygenase activity
Source: RefSeq, a predicted model, not a curated record